Molecule: messenger RNA, 1101 nt
Organism: Mesorhabditis belari
Lineage: Eukaryota; Metazoa; Nematoda; Chromadorea; Rhabditida; Rhabditidae
Source: the annotation of a GenBank genome assembly
AUGAGCGUACCUCGCUUUGCCGUCGUCAAACUUAAAGAGGGAACCGACACGGUGGAGUUGUACUCAAUUCUUGUAAAACACGGGUAUUUGGAAGUGUCAUUUGUGGAGAAACUCCGUGACGCUCCACAAUAUGAAGAGACAAACGAUAAUAAGAGCACAUCUAAAAGGAAACGAAACGAAAAUGGGCCAAUCUCCGAAUCGAACAGUCCGGUUCCAAAUGAUGAAAUGAUAACCGUUCCCGAAAAAAAGUCCACCGAGAAACAUCCCUUUUUAUCAAACGCGUUAAAAGUUGGAGAUUGUUUAAAAGCAAUUCUCGAAACAUCAAAGAAAGCCAAUUCUUCAAAGAACAAGCCGAACGGAAAUGGAAAAUCGAUCUCACAGUCACUUCGGAACGAUUUAGUUAAGCAGGAAACCGAUGAGGUAGAAGCAUCCUCUUCGUCAACUUCUACAUAUGCUGAUGAUUUUCAUUCUGAGACAUCACCAAAGGCCACUGCAACCAUUAUUGAGAAAAAUUUUAACACAGAAAAUGAGCAAUUACUUCUACUUGAGUUGAAUAAAGUUUUUCAAGAAAGCAAGAAAUGUCAUGUAAAAUUAAAGAUCUCAAGAAUGCAUUGUAUUCGCUACCAUCUGGCAAUGCAUUGGAAACAAAAGCAAUUCAGUUGUUCUAAAUGUGCUCAUUCUUCUCAUUUAAAUGGUAAUGUGAAAAUUCACAUCAAAAGCAAUCACCCUGAUGGAGCUGAUGUAUUAGAAAACAUAACAGACGAAAUGGUUGAGGGAUGGUGUCAAUUUGCCUUUGAAUGUUUCCCUCAACAUGCAGAUAAAGUUGUGCGGUUAUUGAAGCAAAGACACAAUGAGAGGAAAAAUCUCAACAAAAAACGCGUCGAUCAUGAUCUGCUUGAAGCCAUCAAUAAAUUGGCUCCAACUUUCAUGUCGAGUAUUGAUGAUGAUGGAUCGAGGGGUGAAGAAAGAGAUGAGGUCGAAUCACAAUCAGAUGACACUCACACUGAUCCCCAUCACAACUCACCAAAUACCUCUUUUUCUUCAUCAUUUUCCGAACAAACCACCAUCCCAUCUUCACUCAUGCAACAUCUCAGAGCUGUU